AAGAAUCAUCUCUACUUUUCCUAUGUUGCCAAGUACACUUUGUUGGCCAGCCGAUUUCUGUUAGCAUUACCUUUCCUAUAUCAUGAAUUGCCGAGUGGCUGAAUAGAGGGUGAAGUUCCAGGUGUUCUGGCUUGGAUCAGAAUGGCUUAUCAUGCAAUGGAUUCAAGAAUAACUAGCGUGAGAUUGAGCAUUUUUGUGUUGUGCAUCUCCAUUUCUGCCACGACCCUCAUAACUCUAUGUGAGGCAAGAAGGAAUGCACAAUCAAUGAUAUUCCAAGACCCCAAACUCCUUAAAGCCCUAAGCCCCGGUUUGAUGAGGAAGCUACAAGUACACAGCCACAUGGACCUUGAUGCUCCAUCGGAUUUCUCAGAUGCUGAACUAUAUGCCAUAGGCUCUCCUUUCUCUCUACCACCUCUUGAAUCAUUAGCACCAGUCCCCAUGCCUGAUAAUACUCCUCCAUUCUGUGUAAAUGCACCCCUCACCCCACAACAACCUUCUUCAGCCAUACCAUCUCCCAUAAGAUAUGCACCACCACCCCCUCCACCACCCUCAAAACCCAAUAUUCCCAUUCCAAGCCCACCCUCUAACACACCUAGCCCACCCACGUAUUCCCCAGUCCCUAAUCCACCAGAAAAUGAGCCUAGCCCACCUGGUUGCUCCCCUAAUCCACCAGAAAAUGGGCCUAGCCCACCAAAGCUUCUUCCAAGCCCACCAAUAUACCUACCUCCUCUAGUUUUCCCACCACCAUCAGUACCACCCCCUCCCCAUAAGAAGUCACAGCUUCCUGUCUGGUGUGUGGCAAAGCCAUCAGUGCCAGAUCCCAUAAUCCAAGAAGCCAUGGACUAUGCCUGCGGGUCUGGCGCAGACUGCAAGUCAAUCCAACCCAAGGGGUCAUGCUACCAACCUGACACUAUGUUGGCCCAUGCUUCAUAUGCUUUCAACAGCUACUGGCAAAAAACAAAGAUUGGUGGAGGCACUUGUGAUUUUGGAGGGACUGCCAUGCUUGUCAGAGUGGAUCCAAGUUUUGAGGACUGCCAAUUCAUCUACAAUUGAUAGCGGACGAGUGGGGACAAGACUUGAUUUUGGAGACUAAUAGAAAAAUCUUUGUUCCUAUCUUUCGAAAGAUACAUAGUGUGCAACUAGGCUAUUUCAAUUGAUUAGAUGCGUUCCAUGUUUAAGAUUAGGACUUUGGUAAUUGAGCUGUUGCAGUAUUACUAUCUCCUUAUUCUCCCCCUUAUUAAGUGGACUACACCCUUUCCAUAUCUCUUUUGAGAUCUUUGCACACCAAAGUAAACACUCAAAAUUCUA
This is a messenger RNA of Juglans microcarpa x Juglans regia, 1308 nucleotides long. Its product is annotated as pistil-specific extensin-like protein. NCBI's taxonomy places the organism in Eukaryota, Viridiplantae, Streptophyta, Magnoliopsida, Fagales, Juglandaceae. The record is from RefSeq and is a predicted model, not a curated record. The transcript has 3 exons. The coding region runs from base 142 to 1053 and encodes 303 amino acids.